Molecule: messenger RNA, 1870 nt
Organism: Humulus lupulus (European hop)
Lineage: Eukaryota; Viridiplantae; Streptophyta; Magnoliopsida; Rosales; Cannabaceae
Product: glycylpeptide N-tetradecanoyltransferase 1
Exons: 2
Coding region: 267-1571 (434 amino acids)
Biological process (GO): N-terminal peptidyl-glycine N-myristoylation
Cellular component (GO): cytoplasm
Molecular function (GO): glycylpeptide N-tetradecanoyltransferase activity
Source: RefSeq, a predicted model, not a curated record
AUGUAACGUGAAAAAAGCUGGGGAUUUUUUAGUGAUACCUUACCCAAAAAAUAAGCCUAAAAACAAAGCAAAAGCAUAGGGGAUCACGAAAUAUAGCCAAAGCCACUCUUCUUUCUUUGGUACUUAUUCUCCAAAUUUGAGAUCUGCUAAGCUUGUAUUCGAAGCUGAUCGGACGAAAUAGCACCACCAAAUCGUCACGACCUUGCAAAGCCCGUCCACUCCAACUAAAAUUAAAAUAAACUCGGUGCUUACAAAUUUUUGCUAAAAUGGGUGAUAGCAAUUCUCCUCCUGAGUCUCCUAAAGAAACCCCAGAACAUGUCUCUGAUUCAAACCAAGUUGCUAAAGAUGAUAGUGAAUUGGAAAAUAUCGUUAGAAAGUUCCAAGACACAAUGUCUGUUAGCAAGAGACACAAGUUUUGGGAAACCCAACCUGUUGGGCAAUUCAAGGAUAAGGAGGAUACUAGUUUGCCUGAGGGUCCUAUUGAGCCUCCAACACCAUUACCUGAGGUCAAACAAGAGCCUUACAAUCUGCCUAGUCAAUAUGAAUGGACUACAUGUGACAUGGACUCCGAAGAGACUUGCAAUGAGGUGUAUGUUCUUUUGAAGAAUAAUUACGUUGAGGAUGAUGAGAACAUGUUUAGAUUCAACUAUUCGAAGGAGUUCGUUAGGUGGGCUUUGCGCCCUCCGGGUUUCUACAGGAGCUGGCACAUUGGUGUACGUGCGAAGGCUUCAAAGAAGCUUGUUGCUUUUAUUACUGGAGUUCCUGCUAGGAUCCGGGUUCGGGAUGAGGUUGUAAAAAUGGCUGAGAUUAACUUCUUGUGUGUUCAUAAGAAGCUCAGGUCGAAGAGACUUGCCCCUGUCAUGAUCAAGGAGGUUACACGGAGGGUUCACUUGGAGAAUAUAUGGCAGGCAGCAUACACUGCUGGAGUGGUUCUUCCAACUCCCAUAACAACUUGCCAGUACUGGCAUAGGUCUCUCAAUCCAAAGAAGCUUAUUGAUGUUGGGUUCUCAAGGCUUGGUGCGAGGAUGACCAUGAGCCGAACUGUAAAGCUAUACAAGUUACCAGAUUCUUCAGCUACUCCUGGAUUCAGAAAGAUGGAACUUCGCGAUGUUCCUGCAGUAACCCGGUUGCUUAGAAACUACUUGAGGCAGUUUGUUGUCGCACCGGAUUUUGAUGAAGAUGAUGUUGAGCACUGGCUUCUUCCAACUGAGGGUGUAGUGGAUAGUUUCCUGGUCGAGAGCCCAGAGACACAUGAGAUCACUGACUUCUGCAGCUUCUACACUCUUCCUUCAUCUAUCCUUGGCAAUCAAACUUACUCAACUUUGAAAGCUGCUUACUCGUAUUAUAAUGUGGCUACUAAAACUCCAUUGCUUCAGUUGAUGAAUGAUGCUCUUAUUGUAGCAAAACAGAAGGAUUUUGAUGUUUUCAAUGCUUUAGAUGUCAUGGAGAAUGACUCGUUCUUGAAGGAGCUAAAAUUCGGACCAGGUGAUGGGCAACUUCACUAUUAUCUUUAUAACUAUAGGGUGAAGCAAGAGCUGAAGCCGUCAGAGCUUGGUCUUGUUCUCUUGUAGUUUGGCAUUAGUUUUGGGUGGUUUCAGCUUUGCAUUUGAACUAAAACAAACUGUUUGUCUGUUUUAGUGGCGUUGGUAUUCUUGUCUUGUUUUCUUUGCAACAACAAAGGAUGAGAUUCUUCUUUUAAAUUGGUUUUCUUCUAUGCAUGGUGAGAGAGCGAAUGUGUUGAGAUGGCUUUUAUUAGAGGCAACAAGACCUUGUUUGUUGACCACGCUAAUGGAACCAUGAUGUUUAUCUGGGAUCAGAAAACUGAUCGAACUGAUAUAUUGGCUGAAAUUAUGCAUAAUUUUCCUUUUCA